UGCCGAUUGCCGAGCGCUGUUCAUUGUUCGUUUGCCGGCCGGUACUGUAAGAACACAUUCUAUCCCUUCGCGCUCCUCUAACUAUAAACGAAACAUAUUGAAACAAGCAUAUUAGCUGUGCGCCUUCGUGUCUUUUUACUGAAAGUAAUCAUGUCGUCCGAACAGCAGCAAGAUAGCACCGCGAUGAACGGAGAACAGAACGGUGACAACAAAGAGAAGGAAGUUAUUACGGAGAAUGGUGAAUCGGCAGCGGUCGCUAGCGAACCUGUUGCGGAUGGCGAAAACGAACCGCCGAAAAAAGAGAUGAGGGCCGUGGUUUUGACCGGCUUUGGCGGCUUGAAAUCGGUGAAAAUUUUGAAAAAGCCCGAGCCGACCCUCGGUGAGGGCGAGAUCUUGAUCAGAGUCAAGGCCUGCGGACUUAACUUCCAAGACUUAAUGGUACGUCAAGGGGCCAUAGACUCUCCACCCAAAUGCCCGUUUAUUCUUGGAUUCGAGUGUGCCGGAGACGUGGAACAGGUUGGAGAAGGCGUAGAAGAUUUCCAGGUUGGAGAUCAAGUGGUGGCCCUUCCAGAAUACCGAGCAUGGGCAGAAUUGGUAGCCGUUCCUGCUAAAUACGUAUACAAACUUCCAAAAGGACUGUCAUAUUUGGACGCAGCUACCAUCAGCAUGAACUACGCGGUCGCCUACAUGCUGCUCUUCGAGGUGGCCGGACUUACUCAAGGGAAAUCCAUCCUGGUGCACUCAGUUGGCGGUGGAGUGGGCCAAGCAGUUGUUCAGUUGGCCAAAACUAUUCCAGAUGUUACCAUAUAUGGCAUUUGCUCCAAAGGAAAACACGAAGCCUUGAAGGAAGCCAACGCACCAGUCGACCAUUUAUUAGAAAAAGGUUCAGAUUAUGUCAGCGAACUUAAAAAGAUUUCUCCAGAUGGAGUUGACAUCGUGCUGGACUGCCUCUGCGGCGAGGAAUGCAACAAAGGCUACAAUCUACUUAAGCCCAUGGGAAAAUACGUCCUCUAUGGAACGUCGAACGUCGUCACCGGAGAAACGAAGGGAUUCUUCAGCGCCGCCAGAUGCUGGUGGCAAGUGGAUAAAGUUUCUCCGCUCAAGCUCUUCGACGAGAACAAGAGCUUAGCGGGCUUUAACCUUCGUCAUUUUAUGUACCAACAAAACGGUGCGGCUCACGUCAAAGACACAGUCCAGAAAGUAUUCCAGCUGUUCCAGGAGGGCAAAAUUAAGCCUCUUUUGGAUUCUACAUGGGCAUUAGAAGAUGUAGCAGAAGCUAUGCAGAAAAUGCACGACCGCAAAAACGUCGGCAAAAUAAUCCUCGAUCCAAGCCUGGAGCCCAAACCCAAACCGGCCACUCCAGCGAAGGGCAAGGACAAGAAGAAGCAAUCUUCCGAAGAGAAGAAGGAUAACGACGAGAAGAAAGAGGAUAAAAAGGAAGAGAAGAAAGAAAAGGAAGAAGAGAAAAAGGAGGAGAAAAAAUCCGAAGCCGCGACCAACGGCACUGGCGAACCGGCAGCGGCGGACGAAGCUGAUCCCAAAGAAAAAGAACACUCCAGUUAAGUAUCUCCUUUCGUCUCUUCAAACACCACAUCCCUUUCUGUAUGAACAUUCGCAAUUUUAUUAUGUACGUCAUCAAUAUUUAGCUCUAAUUACUUGGUUUAGUUUACCCUAUCAUAUGAUCAAAUGAAAACGAUGUUAUAGUAGUCUUUUCGAGGUUCUUGACAGGUACAGCAAUUAAUUCUACUUAGAGUACUUUCUAAAAUACUUCUUUAUUAUCUGUAUUUUGUUUUAUUUAUAUUUUUAACUUUAAACCGGUCGUUCAAAUAACACACUACGUCAAUUGUGAGUGUCAAGAACUUCACCAAUACAUAUAGUAAAGCUUAAACUAAAAUUACAACGAUUUUCAUCAUAAGUUUUGUGAAUAAGAAAUACAUUUGGCGCCCAACGUGGGGCGCCGUCUGUAAUAUUGUUUUUAUUUGAUCACAUGAUAUGAUAAUGUCGAUAUAGAUUAUAUAUUCACAGGGAGAUCUCAAGUACUAUAAAAAUAUCCGUUAUAGUUUUAGUAAAACGACAAAUGUCUCAUAUUGAGUGUUUUAUAAUUAAUUCUCUAUUUUUAUAUAUGUUAACUGUAUUAUUAUUAUUUGUGGUUUGUAUCAAGAAGAACGUUUGUUUUAUUACGCAUUAUGUUUCCAUAAAAGGUGUUUAUUUUUUUUAUAAACUUGAUUGGUAAAAUUAUAUAAAAAAUUCAAAAAGAACCAACCCUAUUUAAUUCGUAUAUAUUGUAAAAGUAACGGUGUAAUCUACUAUAAUAUAAGAACUAACACACUCAGUAUUGCCUAACAAAAAGAACUGAAUUAUUUUUGUUGGUGCAAGGCCAAUUAUUCAUAAUAGAGUAAUUUUGUCAGAAAUAGUUUUAUUUUUUAUAUAUUUUUGAGGUCUAGUUUUAAACCAUUAGAUGAUAAAACCACCAAUGAAAGAAUUCUUGCUAAAAAUACGAUAUUUUUUCUAAUUUAGAGUCACAUAUCUUACUGAAUAAAAAGCGUCAGACCAACAAGUAGCUAGCAUUUUAUAAAAAAAGUAUUUUUCCACGCUUAGUGAAAACAAAACAAAGAUAAACGAAUUUUUGAAAUUUUCUAUGGGUAUAUUUUUGCUAAAAUUGCCAUUUUUUCGCCAUAUCACGAGGUGUUUUCGAUUUACACUUUACUGAAUUUAUAUAAAAUUUAUAGUUUUUAGUAAUUAUUGAUUUUAGUACUUUAAGAAGAUUUAUAUUUUUGCGCUUGUAUAUUUUAAUACCUACUACUAUUACUGCUAUAUUGUGUAAAACUCGAAAUAUAUGUAUAUCUAUUAUGAGUAACUUUUGUGCAAAAUAUAUUUUCUUAAUUAUAUGUAACGGAUCGAUUGUGUUUAGAAAAAAAAAGGUAAAAAGAAGCUGUUCUGUUUUGAAAAUUAUAGAUAUUAAUUAUUAAGCUAAAGUAUGUUAAAUAUUGCUUAAAAUUAUAUGUAUAUGUAAGACUGAUGUGUUAAGCUACUGCAUAUUAUUGUUUGGAUGCCUGUAUAUUAAAUAAAGUAUAAUUACCAAAAAAA
Messenger RNA from Sitophilus oryzae (rice weevil), 3087 nucleotides. Its product is annotated as synaptic vesicle membrane protein VAT-1 homolog-like. The transcript is spliced from 8 exons. Gene Ontology annotation, molecular function: oxidoreductase activity. The record is from RefSeq and is a predicted model, not a curated record. NCBI's taxonomy places the organism in Eukaryota, Metazoa, Arthropoda, Insecta, Coleoptera, Curculionidae. The coding region runs from base 151 to 1563 and encodes 470 amino acids.